CUCUGUAAUAUAGUGAUGCAAUGAUGAUGUUGAGAAGUACGAAGAAUUGGUACAUAAAAAAUAACGCUGGCUUGAGAGCCAUUUACACAGCUAUGUGUAGGAAAAGUUACUUAAAUAACAAUAUUAAAAAAAUAUCUAUAAAAUACAGUCAACAAAAUGUUAAGAACAUCGCUAGUUUUCAGUCAAUAGUAUCAUUUACUAGAAGUCUUACAGGUUUCCAGAAUGUCUUGUCUUUUCACAACGUCACAGAUGAAACACUUGAAGGUUUAUCAGACUUUUUCGAUGAUCUGAGUGAUCAUUAUAUCUUACCGUCCCUUGAUGACUAUGAUGUACAGUUUGGGGAUGGAGUUCUAACAGUCAAGUUUGGAGGAGAAGUUGGUACUUAUGUUAUUAACAAACAAACUCCAAACCAACAAAUUUGGCUGUCAUCUCCCAAAAGUGGGCCUAAAAGAUAUGAUUUUGUUGGUAAUAAAUGGGUUUACAAGCGUGACCAGGUAUCUCUCCAUGAACUGUUGUCCAGAGAAAUGUCCAACAUUACAGGCCAAGAUGUAGAUCUUACACAUCUUCCAUAUGGCGGGAUGACAUCAACUAAAGACUAAUUUGUCAUUAUUUUAAUUAAUCAAUUGACAAAGACCAUUAAGCAAUGACUGUCUAUUUUAUAUUUUAUCUUUAUGUAUGGAUAACAUAGUUGUAGCUGAUGUUGGAGUGCAAUAAACAAAGUUCUAUCAUUUUUGCA
Molecule: messenger RNA, 736 nt
Organism: Actinia tenebrosa (Australian red waratah sea anemone)
Lineage: Eukaryota; Metazoa; Cnidaria; Anthozoa; Actiniaria; Actiniidae
Product: frataxin, mitochondrial
Biological process (GO): intracellular iron ion homeostasis; iron incorporation into metallo-sulfur cluster
Cellular component (GO): mitochondrion
Molecular function (GO): 2 iron, 2 sulfur cluster binding; ferric iron binding; iron chaperone activity
Source: RefSeq, a predicted model, not a curated record